UACUAAGAAGCAUCUACACUCGGUUUCAUUCAGGAUAAUCGUCUGCUCUAAACAAUACCCAUAGAAUAUGGGGAGAUAAAAUAGAUUAUCUUUUCAGUUAAUUCUUGGAAACUCUUCUGAUUCUGUGUACAGACAAUAAUAUAAAAUAUGCUGGUACCACCAGACAUGCUUUCUGCACAAUCUAAGCUCUUAUACCAGUUGAAUAAAUUCUAUGGUGAAAGGGUUCAUCAUCGUAAAUCAAACAUUGCAAAAAACGUCCGAGAGGUAUGCAAGGUGGUUCAAGAUGUCCUGAAAGAGGUCGAAGUUCAGGAACCUAGAUUUAUCUCUUCCUUGAAUGAUUGCAAUGGACGCUACGAAGGAUUCGACGUUAUUUCCCCCACCGAAUUCGAGGUGGUGCUUUACCUCAAUCAGAUGGGAGUCUUCAAUUUUGUCGAUGAUGGAUCUCUACCAGGCUGUGCGGUACUGAAACUCAGCGAUGGAAGGAAAAGAUCCAUGUCCUUGUGGGUGGAGUUCAUCACCGCUUCAGGUUACUUAUCAGCAAGGAAGAUAAGAUCCCGGUUCCAGACUCUAGUGGCUCAAGCCUGUGAUAAAUGCAGCUACAGGGACGUAGUCAAAAUGGUAGCUGACACCACUGAAGUCAAACUCAGAAUAAGAGAGAGAUUUGUGGUUCAAAUCACUCCGGCAUUUCGAUGUAGUGGACUUUGGCCGAGGUCAGCCGCGCACUGGCCUAUCCCGCAUAUUCCUUGGCCGAACCCGAAUCUGGUUGCAGAAGUCAAAACUGAAGGAUUCGAUCUGCUGUCCAAAGAAUGUGUCACCCUCCAAGGAAAGCAAUCUUCCAUGGAGGGAGAUGCAUGGGUGCUAAAUUUCGGAGAAGCCGAAAAUCGAUUGUUGCAAGGAGGUUGUAGAGGAAAAUGCUUGAGCAUUUUGAAAACAAUGAGGGAUCGCCACUUGGACAUUCCUGGCAAUCCGGUGACCAGUUAUCACAUGAAAACUCUUGUCCUUUACGAGUGCGAAAAACAUCCCCGUGAAAUCGAAUGGGACGAAACAUGUCUCGGUGACCGACUCAAUGGUAUUUUGCUGCAACUGAUAUCAUGCUUGCAGUGUCGACGUUGCCCACAUUACUUUUUGCCACAAUUGGAUCUUUUCAAAGGGAAGUCAGUCAGUUCGUUGGAAAAUGCGGCAAAACAAUGCUGGAGAUUGACGAGGGAGCUUCUCACAAAUCCCCGAGCAUUGGAUAAACUGUGAAUUGCAUUGUUCGUCUUCAAAACGCUUCCCAGUGACUUUUUAGUGUUCUUUUUUUAUUUUUCAUCAAACUUAGUGCAAUCAAUUUAAGUGUGAACUGAAAAUGUGUUUCUGAAUCAAUUAUUGUUAGUUUGGAAAACAGUGCUUUAAAUUAGUGGUUUUGCAAAACAGGAGAUUAAGUGCUGUUUAUACUUCAUCAUUUUAAACAUAUAAGGUUUUUUGGAGAUAAUUGCAGACUUAUAACAAGAAAAACAGCACAAACAUUUAAAAAAAAAUACGACUGCUCAUCACUGACAAAUUUUUUCCCCGAAAUAUUUUAAAAGUGGAAGUAAAAAGCUUUUUUGUUAUGAACAGUUAUGAAUGUUUUACGAAUUUAUAGAAUAUAAUAUAAUACAGCGUCGUUUUUGUAAGAUUAUGUGUACGAUAUUCAGCAAAAAAUAUAGAAGGUAAAUGUUUA
This is a messenger RNA of Parasteatoda tepidariorum (common house spider), 1699 nucleotides long. Its product is annotated as protein mab-21-like 2. Lineage: Eukaryota; Metazoa; Arthropoda; Arachnida; Araneae; Theridiidae. The record is from RefSeq and is a predicted model, not a curated record.